AGUCGACUUUGAGUUGUUCCGCCAAUUCUAAUUUCUUCUUAACAUUUCCCCCAACAUCUUCCUUUCGCCCGCAACUAUAAUCGACUCUCAUCUAAAGUCGAACUGCCAUUAAUUUUGGAAAAUUCUUCAAGUUAUUAUUUUAUCUCUCUUUUGGAUCCACAGAAGUGCUGGAUUCUUCAGUUCUGCUAUCGCUGUAGGGAUGUUUGCCCACGCGCUGUUUUUAGAGGAUAUGGAUCUCUAAUAUACAGAUCCUGUUGACGAAACCAUCAUUAAGACAUAGAAGAAAGAGAACCGAGCUUCGUCAGCAGCCAUGAGUGCCAUGAAGUUCUGCCGUGAAUGUAACAAUAUUUUAUAUCCCAAGGAAGACAAGGAGCAGAAGAUCCUUCUAUAUGCAUGUAGAAAUUGCGAUCAUCAGGAGGCUGCAGAGAACUACUGUGUCUAUAGGAAUGUAAUCGAUCACGAGGUCGGCGAGUUCACACAGGUUAUUCAGGAUGUAACUGCUGAUCCAACUCUUCCGCGAACCAAAAGUGUUAAAUGUUCUGUUUGUGGUCAUCCAGAAGCUGUAUUCUUCCAGGCCACUGCAAGGGGUGAAGAGGGAAUGACACUAUUCUUUGUCUGCUGCAAUCAAAGCUGUGGUCAUCGUUGGAGAGAUUGAUAGAUUUGAACAGAUUAUUUAGCAAAUAAUGGAGAUUUGAGGUUGAGAAUAAGUGAUUUAUGUGAUUGCUUUUGAAUGAGAGUACUUUUUUUUUUUUAAGAUCUUAUCAGGGUGGGGGACUAAGAAAUAUGCUUAGAAUCUAUGAAACAGAUGUUAAUGAAAACUAUCAAAAAUUAAAUGGAAGAUCAAUGCAUAAAAACACAAUUUUGUAUACUGUAUUUUUCAAUCGAUCGCCAUAUCCUAUUGU
Messenger RNA from Phalaenopsis equestris, 902 nucleotides. Its product is annotated as DNA-directed RNA polymerases II, IV and V subunit 9A-like. The transcript has 4 exons. Bases 311 to 655 code for a protein of 114 amino acids. The record is from RefSeq and is a predicted model, not a curated record. Gene Ontology annotation, cellular component: RNA polymerase II, core complex. NCBI's taxonomy places the organism in Eukaryota, Viridiplantae, Streptophyta, Magnoliopsida, Asparagales, Orchidaceae. Gene Ontology annotation, biological process: transcription-coupled nucleotide-excision repair; DNA-templated transcription; transcription initiation at RNA polymerase II promoter. Gene Ontology annotation, molecular function: DNA-directed RNA polymerase activity; nucleic acid binding; zinc ion binding.